GAAAAUACUACUGUUCCAGCUCUAAAAGGGGUCAGCACAUAUUAGCUCAUGCUCUGUUCUUUACACACUGUAUCUUCAUUCUCACAGAGCAAAAACGAAGUGAUGCUUCAAACUUGCAGUUCCAGAGAAUUGGGGCACGAAAAUCUCAAGAACUCAAUCCAAACCCACAUCGUUUCUUCACCAUGUAAGCUUCAAACCCUUCACUCUUCUUUCAAAUCUCGGGUUUUUCUAGGGCUAAAUAGUUUCUAUAAUCACCACAGCUUAGUGAAGAGGCAAGUCUCUUCUUUGCCUUCUCUAUCUCCUUCAUUUAAAACUAAUCAAACCCAUGAAAGAAUCGUUAAUUCACAUGCCCAAAAGCAAAACUUUAAGGGAACUAGGGUUUCUCUAGGGUUUAAGCUUCAGUGCCAUUCAAGAACAGUGGUUUUGUCCUCAAAGAGUACAAUUAACGGUAAGAAGAAGAGGUAUGGAGGUAUGUUGCCCUCGAUUUUACGGUCCUUGGAGGAGGAUGGUAUUGAGAAAACCCUUAAUUUGUAUUAUGGGAAGCUCAGUCCCAAAGAACAAACUGUGAUUCUCAAGGAGCAGAAAAAUUGGGAAAGGGUUGUUAGGGUUUUUGAGUGGAUGAAAUCACAAAAAGAAUACUUGCCCAAUGUAAUUCACUACAAUGUCGUGCUUCGGACACUGGGUCGAGCCCAGAAAUGGGAUGAGUUAAGGCUUUGCUGGAUUGAAAUGGCAAAAAAUGGUGUUCUUCCGACGAAUAACACUUAUGGGAUGCUCGUUGACGUGUAUGGAAAAGCGGAUCUUGUUAAAGAAGCGCUUUUAUGGAUUAAACACAUGAAACUUAGGGGAAUUUUCCCGGAUGAAGUCACUAUGAAUACAAUUGUCCGAGUUUUGAAGGAUGCUGGAGAAUAUGAUAGAGCAGAUAGGUUUUACAAGGAUUGGUGCUCAGGGAGGAUUGAAUUAGUUGAUCUUGAUUUGGAUUCUAUGGCUGAUUCUGAAUCUGGGUCAUACUCGGAACCCAUUAGUUUGAAGCACUUCUUGUCGACUGAGCUUUUCAAAACAGGUGGGAGGGAUUGUCCCGCGAAAAUUCUGGCUUCAUCUGAUGUGGACUGCUCUGUUCGAAAACCCCGACUUACAUCUACUUAUAAUACUUUGAUUGAUUUGUAUGGGAAGGCUGGUCGAUUGAAGGACGCAGCGGGCGUGUUCGCUGAAAUGAUGAAGUCUGGAGUGGCAGUGGAUACUAUUACUUUCAACACUAUGAUCUUCACUUGUGGAAGUCAUGGCCAUAUGUCAGAAGCUGAAACUUUGCUUAGAAAGAUGGAAGAAAAGGGAAUAUCACCCGAUACAAAAACUUACAACAUCUUUCUGUCUUUAUAUGCUGAUGCAGGGAACAUUGAUGCAGCUCUUAAGUGUUACAGAAAGAUAAGGCAAGUGGGGCUUUUCCCUGAUGUCGUAACUCACAGAGCUGUUCUGCGUAUAUUAUGUGAGAGGAACAUGGUUCAAGAAGUGGAGGCUGUGAUUGAAGAAAUGGAGAAAUCUCGUGUGCGUAUUGAUGAGAACUCUCUUCCUGUUCUCAUUAAGAUGUAUGCCAAUGAAGGGUUGCUUGAGCAGGCAAACGUCAUUUUUGAAAAGGGUGAGUUGCAUGGUGGGUUGUCAUCGAAAACAUAUGUGGCUAUCAUAGAUGCAUAUGCUGACAAGGGACUCUGGGCUGAAGCGGAGGCUGUGUUCUACCGGAAGAGGGAUUUGGUUGGACAGAGCAAGGAUUUAGCGGAAUUUAAUGUCAUGGUCAAAGUUUAUGGUAAGGCAAAGCUUUAUGAUAAAGCAUUGUCACUCUUCAAGGGCAUGAAAAAACGUGGCACGUGGCCAGAUGAGUGCACUUACAACUCUCUCAUCCAAAUGUUAUCAGGAGGCGAUUUAGUGGACGAAGCAAGGGACCUUUUAAGAGAAAUGCAAAGAGUGGGACAUAAACCCUCGUGUCUUACUUUUUCUACUGUCAUUGCAAGUUAUGCCCAUUUGAGCAGGCUUUCUGAUGCAGUUGAUGUUUACCAAGAAAUGGUGAGAACAGGGGUAAAACCCAAUGAAGUUGUUUAUGGGUCUUUAAUUAAUGGAUUUGCAGAGGCUUCCAGGGUUGAUGAAGCUCUUCAUUAUUUCCGCAUUAUGGAAGAAAAUGGAAUUUCAGUGAAUCAGGUAGUGCUCACUUCCAUGAUUAAAGCAUACAGUAAGAUUGAUUCUGUAGAAGGAGCCAAACGAAUGUAUGAGAAGAUGAAGGAUUUGGAGGGUGGUCCUGAUGUCGUGGCAUCAAAUAGUAUGCUCAGUCUGUAUGCAGAUCUCGGAAUGGUAUCUGAAGCCAGAUUAGUGUUUGAUAAUUUGAGAGAUAAGGGUUGGGCAGAUGGAGUUACAUUUGCAACCAUGAUGUAUCUUUACAAGAAUAUGGGCAUGUUUGAUGAAGCCAUUGAUGUUGCUGAGGAGAUGAAACAGUCAGGUUUAUUAAGAGAUUGUGUCUCUUUUAAUAAGUUAAUGGCAUGCUAUGCCACAAAUGGGCAACUAGUUGAAUGUGGCAGAUUGUUGCAUAAAAUGAUAAAUCAGAAGCUUUUGCCCGAUGGUGGGACGUUUAAGGUACUAUUUACUGUCCUGAAAAAGGGCGGUGUUUCGACUGAAGCAGUAACACAGCUCGAGUCAUGUUACUGGGAAGGGAAACCUUUUGCCAGACAAGCUGUUAUAGCUUGUGUCUUCUCUGUUGUGGGCUUCCAUACUUUAGCACUUGAAUCUUGCGAAAUCUUUAUAAAAGCCGAAGUGGGCCCUGAUUCUUUUGCCUAUAAUGUCGCAAUAUAUGCUUAUGCGGCUUCAGGGGAAAUUGACAAGGCUUUGAACAUAUUCAUGAAAAUGCAAGAUGAGGGACUAGAACCAGACCUCGUUACUUAUAUUAAUCUUGUAGGGUGUUAUGGAAAAGCUGGCAUGGUUGAAGGUGUGAAGCGGAUUUAUAGCCGGCUAAAGUAUGGGGAGAUUGAACCAAAUGAAUCCUUAUUCAAAGCAGUCAUAGAUGCUUAUAAAAAUGUGAACAGGCAGGACCUUGCUGAAUUGGUUAACCAAGAGAUGAGAUUUGCUUUUGAGACGCAACAAUAUUCUGAUUCUGGACUUGAAGAUGAUGACUCUGAUGAAACUUCUUUAGAAUUGGCAGAAAAUGUAUAAUUGAAGUGUAAUGAUUACCCAUGGUGUACACCUUAUGCUGCAUUUGUACACGCAUUUAUCUCUAUGUAUUUAUGAAUUGUUCAACAGUAAACUGCUGGAAUAUACACACAGGGUGUUUUGUUUUGAUGGAGGA
Camellia sinensis is the source of this 3319-nucleotide messenger RNA. Its product is annotated as Pentatricopeptide repeat (PPR) superfamily protein. The record is from RefSeq and is a predicted model, not a curated record. Gene Ontology annotation, molecular function: mRNA binding; protein binding. Lineage: Eukaryota; Viridiplantae; Streptophyta; Magnoliopsida; Ericales; Theaceae.